UUCGAAUGACUCUGGUUUUGCUUUUUCACUGAUAGAAUCUCUUUGGACCAGAAAAAAGACAAAAUUUAAACAGUAUCAAGAGACCCGUGACCAGGUAUGCUCCAACGAGUUUGUGGCAGAAGUAGCGAGAAGGUGGAAAAGGGUUCACAGAUGACAAUAGGGGAAGCGGCGGCGGCUUCAACGUUGGUCAUGGCCUUCGUCAUAGGCCUUCUCUGCCUUUACCUAACCAUGCCUGAUUCUGAUUACACAUUCCUCAAGCUCCCUCGUACCCUCCAAGAUCUCCAGCUCCUCCGAGACGACCUUGAGAGGUAUACGAGUGAGUACACUGCAAAAGUGCUGGUGGGGUGCUGCUUGGUUUAUAUUUUCAUGCAGACUUUGAUGUUUCCUGGGACUGUGUUCUUGUCAUUGCUUGCUGGAGCUCUCUUUGAGAUCCUCAAAGGUUUAGUUCUGGUCGUGUGCACUGCCACAGUAGGAGCUUCUUCUUGCUAUUUCUUGUCAAAACUCGUUGGUCGGCCCAUUGUGUUGUCUCUUUGGCCAGACAAGCUCAAGUUCUUCCAAAACCAGGUUAAAUCCAAACUCCCCCAUCUCUCUGUGAGUGUUUAUUGA
Messenger RNA from Neltuma alba, 606 nucleotides. RefSeq lists its product as uncharacterized. The coding region runs from base 97 to 606 and encodes 169 amino acids. The record is from RefSeq and is a predicted model, not a curated record. NCBI's taxonomy places the organism in Eukaryota, Viridiplantae, Streptophyta, Magnoliopsida, Fabales, Fabaceae. The transcript is spliced from 2 exons. Gene Ontology annotation, biological process: autophagosome assembly.